Adineta steineri is the source of this 1920-nucleotide messenger RNA. The record is from the annotation of a GenBank genome assembly. NCBI's taxonomy places the organism in Eukaryota, Metazoa, Rotifera, Eurotatoria, Adinetida, Adinetidae.
AUGAACUGGUUAAAGAAAACAUUUGGUCACAACACUAAUGGUGAUGACAACGAUGAUGAAAUGAUCAAUUCAAUAAAUACUUAUAAAAUAUAUCAAAUAUCUUAUGAUCGUUCCAUUCAAAAUUUUCGUCUCAUAUGGCUCGACAGUAGUAUCGAUGAAAUCAACAAUGAUGCAUAUCGACAUUUACAAUGGGCACAGAAAUGGUCUAAAGUAAAAGGUGUUUUUAUAGAUAUUGAACCAAUGUGUGAAGCACUUAAAUAUGCUUUUGAAGAUUGUGAUCGAAAUUCUGUCUCGAUGAGUUUUCUUCAAACGACUGAUGAAAUAUCAAAUAUAAAUCUUAAUCAACUUGAUUCAUCAUUUAUGUAUAUACAAAUACUCAAAGAUAUUUUGCUUACUAUUGAUUUUCAACAAGAAGACAUCGAAGAAUUUCUGAGAUACUGUCGAAAGGUGGUGUUUGUGGCUAAUAGCAAGGAACUUCGAUGUAUUGAUAAUGUCAGGCAACUUCAAUAUGUUGAUAAGAUUCAACAAACAUAUCACUGGUAUCGACCGAUUUGGUGGUAUACAAAUCCAUGUUUUCUUUAUUCUAUGCUUAAUAAAGCUUUACGUAUGAUGGAAGUCGAUCUAAUUGUUAAAAUGGGUUUUUUCCUACGAGAACUUCAUCAAGAUAUCGCUAGACUACACAAGCAACAAUAUAUUGAACAUCAGAAUACUGUUUCAUUUGUUGUAUAUCGUGGUCAGCGUUUAUCAAAGACAGAAUUUAAUCAAUUGAACAUGACACAAGGUGGAUUAUUAUCAUUCAAUAAUUUUCUAUCUACUAGUACAACGGAUCAGAUAGCUUUGAAAUUCGUUCGAAAACAAAAAUUAAAUUUAGAUGAGAUAGGUGUUCUAUUUGUCAUACAAGUUGAUCCUUCAAAAUCUUCAAUACCUUUCGCUAAUGUUCGCGAUGUUAGCUUUUAUCCUAAAGAAGAUGAGAUUCUCUUCUGUAUGAAUUCUAUCUUUCGUAUUGGAGAAAUAACGAAAAUAGACGAUACAAUCAAUAAUCGUCUCUGGAAGGUAGAUUUGACAUUAACAAAUGAAAAUGAUCCUCAACUACAUGCUUUGACUGAAUAUAUACGAAGAGAAACAUUUAUGAUAGAAAAGGGAUGGUAUCGAUUGAGUAACUUUCUGAUUAUUCUUGGUGAAACUGACAAAGCUGAAGAAAUAUGCAAUAGACUGCUAGAUAAAACAACUGAUCAAACUGAGAAAGCAAGUAUCUAUCAUACACUUGGAAUGAUAAAGUAUGUUCAACAAAAAUACCAAGAAGCAAUUGGAUUUUAUAAACAAUCAAUUAAAAUUAAGGAGAAAAUUUAUUCUUCGAAUCAUUUGUAUUUAGCUUCUUCUUAUAGCAAUAUUGGUGAAGCGUAUAAUAGAAUUGGCAAGUAUACAGAUGCACUUUCCUUUCAUAGGAAAGCACUUUUAAUUAAAAAAGAAACAUUUCCUUCGAAUCAUCCUGCAUUGGCACAAUCUUACGACAAUAUUGGUUCGGCAUUAGGUAAUUUAAGCAUCUAUUCACAAGCACUUGCAUAUUAUGAAAAGGCUCUUGAAAUUAAAUGUCAAAGUCUUCCUUCAAAUCAUCCUGAUUUAGCACAAUCUUAUAAUAAUAUCGGUUGGACAUAUGAAAAAAUGCGUGAAUAUCCAAAAGCACUUUUAUCUCAUGAAACGGCACUCUCCAUCAAAAAAAGAGUUCUUCCUUCAAAACAUCUCAGUCUAGCUGAUUCUUACAGGAACAUCGGCGCAAUACACUUUAGUAUGAAACAAUAUUCAACUGCACUUUCAUUCUAUAACAAUGCUCUUGAUAUUUUACGAGAUUCGUUACCUAAAAAUCAUCCUAAUCUACUGAAUUUGGAAAGAAACAUUGAAUGUAUAAAGAAAAAAUUGUAA